Messenger RNA from Papaver somniferum (opium poppy), 843 nucleotides. RefSeq names its product RING-H2 finger protein ATL64-like. The transcript has a single exon. The record is from RefSeq and is a predicted model, not a curated record. Lineage: Eukaryota; Viridiplantae; Streptophyta; Magnoliopsida; Ranunculales; Papaveraceae. Bases 1 to 843 code for a protein of 280 amino acids.
AUGUCUAGUGACUCUACUCCAUUUCCAUUUCAUGAAUCCAUGGAUCAUCGGCACCAUGGGAAUCUAGCCGAUAUUAUCAAUUCUUACGACGGGAAAGUAAUACUUGUUGGCAUUAUGACGUUACUCGUCGUGAUUUCAUUUGUGUUACUACUCCAUGCGUACGCAAAAUGGGUGAUUAGUCAAGCUCGUGAAAGAAGAAGAGAAAGAGUGGUCACUAUAUCGCAUAUACUGGAUCCUACUCUUUUGCAUCACCACAAUACUACUACACAAUUUUACAAUGAUAAUCGUACGGCCGGUUUCCUAAAAGAUGGUCUUGAUAUCUCGACAAUAGCUUCUCUCCCACUCUUUGUCUACAAAUCCGACGAUGUGAUUAAUGCCAAUGGGCCAGUAUUGGAUGAGUGUGCAAUUUGUUUGAGCACAUUUGAAGAACACGAAGUAGGAAGGUUGUUACCAGUAUGUCAACAUUCGUUUCAUGUUGAAUGUAUUGAUAUGUGGCUUCGAUCUCAUUCGAGUUGUCCGAUUUGUAGAUCGCCCGUGAAGCCGGAGAAAUCAACACUGGAGACUCAUUCACCGUCAAGUCACGAAAUUUCGGUCAGUCAAGAGCCGUCUUCAAUUGAUACGAUAGCUAAUGAGUUAUCAUCUCAUAUUGAUGAGGUUGCGAAUGGUAACCCUCCUACUCCUCAUGAAGUUUUGGUUGAAAUCCAAAUGCCAUCACCACCAUUGCCGCCACUUCCACCACCAUCACCACCACAUUCAGUUAGAAAAUCUUUCAAGAGAAUGCUGAGCGUGAAAUUUGAUAGACUAGAUCAACAAAAAGUGUUCCCAUCAUCAUCCUCUAGCUAG